This is a messenger RNA of Macaca mulatta (Rhesus monkey), 8046 nucleotides long. It is a transcript of the gene DSTYK, whose product is annotated as dual serine/threonine and tyrosine protein kinase. Gene Ontology annotation, biological process: protein phosphorylation; positive regulation of fibroblast growth factor receptor signaling pathway; negative regulation of apoptotic process. Gene Ontology annotation, molecular function: protein kinase activity; ATP binding. NCBI's taxonomy places the organism in Eukaryota, Metazoa, Chordata, Mammalia, Primates, Cercopithecidae. Gene Ontology annotation, cellular component: cytoplasm. The record is from RefSeq and is marked provisional.
GCUUCUGGGUAGUUGAGAGAAAGGUUCCGAUAGCGGCGCACUGCGGGUUGGUUUGUUUGCAACGGCAGUGACGGAGGUUGGGAGCCUGGCUGACUGCAGGCGGGGGUGUCAAGAGGCGGAUUCCUCCCCCCGUCGGCACUGGGGGGCGGGGAGGAGGGAGGCCGGACCAGCGGCCGGGGACCGAGCCGCAAAGACAGAGCGGGCAGAGGCGAUGGAGGGCAACGGGGUGCCAUGGGGGAGCGAGCCCGUCUCGGGUCCCGGCCCCGGCCCCGGCGGCGGCGGAAUGAUCCGCGAGCUGUGCCGGGGCUUCGGCCGCUACCGCCGCUACCUGGGACGGCUGCGACAGAACCUGCGCGAGACCCAGAAGUUCUUCCGCGACAUUAAGUGCUCCCACAACCACACUUGUCCCUCCUCCCCCACGAGCGGCGGCGGGGCAGAGCGCGGCCCUGCGGGCGAUGUCGCCGAAACCGGGCUGCAGGCGGGCCAACUGAGCUGCAUUUCCUUCCCGCCUAAGGAAGAGAAGUACCUCCAGCAGAUUGUGGACUGCCUCCCUUGCAUACUGAUCCUCGGCCAGGAUUGUAAUGUCAAGUGCCAGCUGUUGAACCUGCUGUUGGGGGUGCAGGUGCUUCCCACCACCAAGCUGGGCAGUGAGGAGAGCUGUAAGCUUCGGCGCCUCCGCUUCACCUAUGGAACUCAGACUCGGGUGAGCCUGGCGCUCCCUGGACAGUAUGAACUAGUGCACACGCUGGUUGCUCACCAGGGCAACUGGGAGACCAUCCCUGAGGAGGAUCUGGAGGUCCAAGAGAACAAUGAGGAUGCUGCUCAUGUUUUAGCGGAACUGGAGGUAACGAUGCACCAUGCUCUCUUACAGGAAGUGGACGUUGUGGUAGCACCAUGCCAAGGCCUCCGACCCACAGUGGAUGUUCUGGGUGACUUGGUGAAUGAUUUCUUGCCUGUGAUAACCUAUGCACUCCACAAAGAUGAACUCUCUGAGAGGGAUGAGCAAGAGCUUCAGGAAAUCCGAAAGUAUUUCUCCUUUCCUGUAUUCUUUUUCAAAGUGCCGAAACUGGGCUCAGAGAUAACAGACUCCUCAACCAGGAGAACGGAGAGUGAAAGAUCACUGCUUUAUCGCCAGCUAAUUGACCUGGGCUAUCUGAGCAGCAGUCACUGGAACUGCGGGACUCCUGGCCAGGAUACUAAAGCUCAGAGCGUGUUGGUAGAACAGAGUGAAAAGCUGAGACACUUGAGCACAUUUUCUCACCAGGUGUUACAGACUCGCCUGGUGGACGCAGCCAAGGCCCUGAACCUGGUGCAUUGCCACUGCCUUGACAUCUUUAUUAACCAGGCAUUUGACAUGCAGCGGGACCUGCAGAUCACUCCCAAACGUCUGGAAUAUACUCGAAAAAAGGAGAAUGAGUUGUACGAAUCAUUGAUGAAUAUUGCCAACCGAAAGCAGGAGGAAAUGAAGGAUAUGAUUGUUGAGACACUUAAUACCAUGAAGGAGGAACUUCUGGAUGAUGCUGCUAACAUGGAGUUUAAAGAUGUCAUUGUCCCUGAGAAUGGAGAACCAGUGGGCACCAGAGAGAUCAAAUGCUGCAUCCGACAGAUCCAGGAACUCAUCAUCUCCCGACUAAAUCAGGCAGUGGCUAAUAAGCUGAUCAGCUCAGUGGAUUACCUGAGGGAGAGCUUCGUCGGAACCCUGGAACGAUGUCUGCAGAGCCUGGAGAAGUCUCAGGAUGUCUCAGUUCACAUCACCAGUAAUUAUCUCAAACAGAUCUUAAAUGCUGCCUAUCAUGUUGAAGUCACGUUUCACUCAGGGUCGUCAGUUACAAGGAUGCUGUGGGAGCAAAUCAAGCAGAUCAUCCAGCGCAUCACAUGGGUGAGCCCACCUGCCAUCACUCUGGAAUGGAAGAGGAAGGUGGCCCAGGAAGCCAUUGAGAGCCUCAGCGCCUCCAAAUUGGCCAAGAGCAUUUGCAGCCAAUUCCGGACUCGGCUCAAUAGUUCCCACGAGGCUUUUGCAGCCUCUUUGCGGCAGCUAGAAGCUGGCCACUCAGGCCGGUUAGAGAAAACUGAAGAUCUAUGGCUGAAGGUUCGGAAAGAUCAUGCCCCCCGCCUGGCCCGCCUUUCUUUGGAAAGCCGUUCUCUACAGGACGUCUUGCUUCAUCGUAAACCUAAACUGGGACAGGAACUGGGCCGGGGCCAGUAUGGUGUGGUGUACCUGUGUGACAACUGGGGAGGACACUUCCCUUGUGCCCUCAAAUCAGUUGUCCCUCCAGAUGAGAAGCACUGGAAUGAUCUGGCUUUGGAAUUUCACUACAUGAGGUCUCUGCCGAAGCAUGAGCGAUUGGUGGAUCUCCAUGGUUCAGUCAUUGACUACAACUAUGGUGGUGGCUCCAGCAUUGCUGUGCUCCUCAUUAUGGAGCGGCUACACCGGGAUCUCUACACAGGGCUGAAGGCUGGGCUGACCCUGGAGACACGUUUGCAGAUAGCACUAGACGUGGUGGAAGGAAUCCGCUUCCUGCACAGCCAGGGACUUGUCCAUCGUGAUAUCAAACUGAAAAAUGUGCUGCUGGAUAAGCAGAACCGUGCCAAGAUCACUGACUUAGGAUUCUGCAAGCCAGAGGCCAUGAUGUCAGGCAGCAUUGUGGGGACACCAAUCCAUAUGGCCCCUGAACUUUUCACAGGGAAGUACGAUAAUUCCGUGGAUGUCUACGCUUUUGGAAUUCUUUUCUGGUAUAUCUGCUCAGGCUCUGUCAAGCUCCCUGAGGCAUUUGAGAGGUGUGCUAGCAAAGACCAUCUCUGGAACAAUGUGCGGAGGGGGGCUCGCCCAGAACGUCUUCCUGUGUUUGAUGAGGAGUGCUGGCAGUUGAUGGAAGCCUGUUGGGAUGGUGACCCCUUGAAGAGGCCUCUCUUGGGCAUUGUUCAGCCCAUGCUCCAGGGCAUCAUGGAUCGGCUCUGCAAGUCUAAUUCUGAGCAGCCAAACAGAGGACUAGAUGAUUCUACUUGAAAGCAAAGACUUUUCUUUUUCACUCUCUAGUUCUUUCCUUCCCCCUCACCUUUUGGCCAUGGGGAGAAUUUGACAUUUAUUCACUAUAGGACACACUCCCAAGAGAACUGGUGCUUGCUGGGAAACUUGAAACCUUCCCAGGCAGGGAUGACUCCUGGACAGUGAAGAGUUGAAUGAAUGAGCAUAUUCAGCAGCUCACUGAAGCGCCAAGCUAUUCCUUUAGCAAAAAAGUGUCUAAGAUGUGUAAAAGCUGAGGAAUGUGAUGUUCUGGCCUCACAAAUGAAAAAGAGGCAGAUGUUACCAUUGUCUAUUCACUGUAUAUGCUUCCAAGACAACCAGCAGGACACUGCAGUGGCAAUAGUGUUAAAAAGUCUCAUUCUCAUGAUUUUUCGCUCUAGCUAGGAAUAGUUUAGUCAGGACUCAGAAAAUUUGAACUUAGUUCUGGGAUUAUGAAAACAUGGGGACAAAAACAGUAACUUGUGGAUAUCAGGUUCCUGCUGUCUGCAGCCAGGGAUCUCAGGCUGCAAUGGUCAGAAGUCCCAGUGAGGGAGCUAGAAACAGAGCUAUCUGUUCCUCAUAGUGCCAGUGUGUUUACAUUUAUAGGACCACAUAUCCCUGGUUUCUGGGGGAGGGUUUCACUGUUACAUCACCAAAAGGCCCUGAAAAGAUAAAAAAAAAAAAAAAAAAAAAAAAAAGAGGCCGGGCUUGGUGGCUCAUGCCUGUAAUCCCAGCACUUUGGGAGGCUGAGGCGGGUGGAUCAUAAGGUCCAGAGUUCAAGAGCAGCCUGGCCAACAUGGUGAAACCCUGUCUCUACUAAAUAUACAAAAAAUUAGCUGGGCAUAGUGAUGCAUGCCUGUAAUCCUAGCUACUGGGGAGUCUGAGGCAGGAGAAUUGCUUGAACCUGGGAGGCGGAGGUUGCAGUGAGCUGAGAUCGUGCCACUGCACUUCAGCCUGGGUGACAGGGUGAGACUCUGUCUCAAAAAAAAAAAAAGAAUGUGUGUGUAUGUGUAUAUACAUGUGUGUGUCUAUAUCUCUAUAUAUAGACAUACACACAGAAGUUAUUGGAUUUAGAGUUACUGCUAACCCCAGAACAGAAUCUGUUCUUUUACCUUUGAGUCUUUUCUUUUGUUUACCUCUUUUCAUCUCAAAGUGGGAAAGCUCCAGAUAACAUGGUACACAGGAGUGAGUGUCUGAGCAAAACCAACCCAGUGCGAAGUAUUUGGGUGAGACCUGAGAGGUGGGAGAUGAUUGGAGGCCAUGGCGUGUGUACAAACAUACUGGAAGAAAACAAGCUUGUUUUUAAAACUUAACAUAAUCAGAAACUUUUCUUUUUUGUUUCAAUCUAACACGUUGACGUUUUUAAAAUUUGAUCAGUGAGCUUUUUAACCAAGAUUUCUCCUGCAAUUUGUUCCUUCUUUUUACCUUAUUUUAAGUAUAAUCUGUUAGAAGAAAAAAGAAGCAGACGAAAGAGAAAAACCCUCCUCUGGUAGUUCUGUGUGUGUGCCCCUCACCUGUGUGCUAGUGUCUGGGAAGUUUCCCUGAAAGGUGGGAGGCGGGUGGGUGGUCUUUUGGAGAGUUCCUCAUGAAGUGUGCUUGAGGAAAGAAAUUCUGAUUCUAGGCAGAGGAAGGGGAACAAUUUAAAUAUUGGUGCAUCUCAGAUGCACUUCUUCAAGCCUUCCUCAACCAAACUGAUCCAUUAGAUUCAGAAAAACAGGUAGACAAGGAAGUAGACAGUGGAAGGGAGUAGUCUCCCUCCAUCUGCCUAAUCCCCAAUAACUGUGGUCUGGCCCCUGUGUCCAGCCCCAGAGUUUGUAGAACAGGUCCCCAAGUAGGUGUAUAAGAUGAAUUGCAAAUUAGCCGGGCAUGGUGGUGCGGGCAUGGUGGUGUGCGCCUGUAGUCCCAGCUACUCGGGAGUCUGAGGCAGGAGAAUCGCUGGAACCCAGGAUGUGGAGAUUGUGGUGAGCCGAGAUCGUGCCACUGCACUCCAGCCUGGGCAAGAGUGAGACUCCAUCUCAAAAAAGAAAAAGAAAAAAUGAGUCGCACAUUUGCUGCUGGGAUUUUCUAGGGUUGUUUAUGACAAAAUGACCAUCUUUUAAAUAUUAAUGGAGUAUAAAUGGAGUCUAUAAUGGGUCUUUCAUAUAACUUUUAACUCUUUGGCUAUCCUGAGCUCUGAUCAUGAUACGUUUGAGCAUAGUAGCUCCCUAAACUCUUGCAGCCUUUCAGAAACUCCACGUAGUGCUAAUAACCUUUUUACCUGCAAAUGAUAAAGUAACUGACUCAGUGUCUUUGGGCUCUGUAGGCUUUAGCCUUGUUUUGGUAGGAUGUUCAGUAUAUUAGAAUUUUUACCACCUAUUUAGCUAUACUUCAAGUACUCUAUUCUCUGCACUAACUCACUUGUCCUUCUGGGAACUAUGAUGGGCUUCAAGGGAGUCAGGUGUCAAGAGAGGAGGGGUAAGUACUCUCUACUUGCUGGAAAAUCAUUGUCUAAGUCUGUUGUGUAUGAAAUUUUAGGAAAAGUCUUAUAUAGUUCCCUUUCCAGACUGUCUUCUUUUGACUCUAGCUAUAAUCAUAAGUCUGUGCUUUCAUUAUGAAGAUCACAUUCCUAGCAUUCUUUGGAAGUCUUAGCUCAUACUCCCAUUCACAUAUGGGAGGUUAGAUUUUUUUCGUCUACCCAGAGUCCCUUUUUAGUUUACCCCACGGCUUAGUCUGCAAUCAGAUGCCAGUUCUCUAGCAGAUUCCCCAACAGUUUUUUCCCCAAUGGGGAGGGUGGAAGGGAGGAACUAAUGUAAGUAAGGAGAUGAGUAGUUGUGUUACAGUUCAUUUUCUUAAAAAAAGUAUUUUGAGAAAAGGUGCAAAAUAUUCUUGAAAGUCUCUAGGCCAGCCAAAAUCCAUAUAUGGAUAUUUGGGGAUGUUAUUUAAAUACUCAGCAGGCUGAGUGCAGGUAUACGUGUGUAUAGUGUGUGUAUACUUUGCUUUUGUUUUAUAACAUUGUCAGCUAAUUUUGGCUUCUUUGUUCCUUGGCAUCCAUUCUUAUGAUAAGUGAUGGAAUGCCAUGAAACGUACUGUAUUGUAUAUUACUUGGGAGGACACUAGGUUUUCAAAGAAGUCUGGCAGCACUUGGCUUAUAGAGGGCCCAGCAUGACCAAAGUCCUAAAGAUUUUACCUCCCAGCUUUGGUUGUACGUGUUCCCAAGUGGUGAGGUGAGAUUGUGACUGGAGGAGGAAAAAGGAUGACGUGAAAGGAUGACCCUUAUUGUGUUCUGUCCUUCUAAUCAGCAUAAUUAGGGCAGCUUACCCCUGCAUGAAAAUGAUGACCUGGCCAUUUUUAAUGGCCAGAGCUUGAAGUCUGGUCUCUCAUUUUGUUUCAGAAAUGAGGCCUUCCUGCAGAGCAGUCAGGAGAAAUGGUGGAGCCUGGGACCCUUGAAUGGCUGACCCUGGGCCUAGAGAGCUGAUGGCAAGGGCUGUCUGGCACGGCUCAUUUGGGUGGGGUUUCCCCAGGCAUACCUUAGUUCCCUGAUCCUCUGCAAAGAGUAGCUCAUUGACUGAGCAAGCGCUUCACGGGAGGACUGUGCUGGUUGUUCCCAGACCAAAGAGAGUCACUUUUGACUCCAUCAACUUCAAGGGGACAGAGCCUAGGCAGCAGCUUCUCCUAAUUUUUAACACUAAAAUUCAAGGAAGCAGUGGAGGAAAGAAUGCAUUACUACCACAGAUAGAAAUAGGGGACUCGUAGAACUCUUGACUAGUACCUGUCAGCUCUCAAGUGCAUUUUUGUGUCUUUGCUUGAGCUGCCAAAGAAGGGUCACAAAGUGUUCUUCCUAAUGGAAGAAGUGCCUCGGGGUUGCAGGGCUUCAAAGUGACAACUGCACUGAAUAACACUUUAUUUUUUGGCUUUGGCUUAUUAUUUAGCACUGGGAGGCCUGGGGGGAAUUGGUGAUUACAGUAGCACUUUGGGAAGUUAAAGCCCCCUUUGGGCUUGCUUUGGAGAGAUGAUGGCAUGCUUGGUAUUCCAUUUGGAUAAUCAGGAAACCUCCCUAAUCCAUCCAUAUUGCAUCAGAGUGGGAUUAAUAACCCUGGAAGAGUCCACUGCCAAAAGAGUAGUUGCUUUCCUUGAGUUUCCAAAGCUUUUGGAUUUUCUGGAUCAAGUAACCCACUUUUUAAAACCUGAGGUCAGGAGUUCGAGACCAACCUGUAACACGGUGAAACCCCAUCUCUAUUAAAAAUAGAAAAAAUUAGCCAGGCAUGGUGGCGGGCAUCUAUAGUCCCAGCUACUCAGCAGGCUGAGGUAGGAGAAUUGCUUGAACCCAGGAGACAGGCUGCAAUGAGCCGAGAUCACACUACUGCACUCCAGCCUGGGUGGCAGAGCAAGACUCCAUUUCAAAAAAAAAAAAAAGAAAAAAGAAAAAGAAGGUUAAUCUUUCCAAAUAUGGAGGUGGGAUGAAUAGGGCUUGUUUGAUGUUGAAGUGGGUAAGGAGGGAGUGGCCUUGGAACACUUGUAUUCCAAACUCCCCUGGAGGUUUCCAGUAGCACUACUGUUCUUAAAAGGGUUUUAUUUUUAACUUCAUCUGCUUUGUUAACAUCCAGUCCAAUUGAGGUGAUCUCAGAGGUGCAUCAGGACACCAAGCACUGGGGAGGCCACCUUGCCCAGAUGGUUGAAAAGAAAAUUGGUCUGGACAGCCUGUUGUCUUUUGUCUUCUUGUAAUGUCGUUUGUUUGUUUUAAAGGACUAAUGUUUGUUACAGUGUUAAAUAAAGGUGUAACAUACUAAGUGUGUAGAAUAAAAGUGCAAUAACAAAAGAAAAUGACUUUCGCACACAGUUCAGUCUUUAUCCUGUCUCCUUUCUUGUGCUACCUGGCUCUUUCCAUAAUACUGUUACAGCAGGACUGUGGUAAUUGUGUGCAUUUUGAAGAGACGCGACUUGGGGUUAAUCUUCAUUCAUGUAAUUUUGAAAGGUUGGGUUUGGUUUUAUAGAGUAUUCUAUAUACUUGUUGGGUUACACAAAUACCAGAUGUGCUGUAUAAUAAAGAUCACAUUAACGUUUUA